Messenger RNA from Thermothielavioides terrestris NRRL 8126, 1274 nucleotides. RefSeq lists its product as uncharacterized. The record is from RefSeq and is a predicted model, not a curated record. Lineage: Eukaryota; Fungi; Ascomycota; Sordariomycetes; Sordariales; Chaetomiaceae. Gene Ontology annotation, cellular component: cytoplasm. Gene Ontology annotation, biological process: signal transduction. The coding region runs from base 196 to 990 and encodes 264 amino acids. The transcript is spliced from 6 exons.
CUCAUUUCCAACUUUGCAUCCCCAAACCGGUGAUUUCACCCACUCCCGUCCUCUUUCCCAAAAUCAAGCGAUCCAACCACCUCACAAACUUCUGCACCCCGUUUUCCACCCUGCAACCUUCUCGCAAGGAUCGUCACGUCAGCAAUCCUGCCGACCAUCUUCUAGAUUCCACGAGAUACCUGUCCACUCGUCAAAAUGGGUCACGAAGAUGCUGUUUACCUGGCCAAGCUGGCCGAGCAGGCCGAGCGCUAUGAAGAGAUGGUCGAGAACAUGAAGGUCGUCGCCUCUGAGGACCGUGAUCUCUCGGUCGAGGAGCGGAACCUGCUGUCGGUCGCCUACAAGAACGUCAUUGGCGCCCGUCGCGCGUCGUGGAGGAUUGUCACCUCGAUCGAGCAGAAGGAGGAGUCGAAGGGCAACACCGCCCAGGUCGCUCUUAUCAAGGAGUACCGCCAGAAGAUCGAGGGCGAGCUCGCCACCAUCUGCGAGGACAUCCUCGGCGUUCUGGACAAGCAUCUCAUCCCCUCCGCUAAGACCGGCGAGUCCAAGGUGUUCUACCACAAGAUGAAGGGUGACUACCACCGCUACCUGGCCGAGUUCGCCGUUGGCGAGCGGCGCAAGGAUUCGGCCGACAAGUCGCUCGAGGCCUACAAGGCUGCCACCGAGGUUGCCCAGACCGAGCUGCCGCCCACUCACCCCAUCCGCCUUGGCCUUGCCCUCAACUUCUCCGUCUUUUACUACGAGAUCCUCAACGCUCCUGACCAGGCCUGCCAUCUCGCCAAGCAGGCUUUCGAUGAUGCCAUUGCUGAGUUGGACACAUUGAGCGAGGAGAGCUACAAGGACAGCACCCUGAUCAUGCAGCUCCUGCGCGACAACCUGACCCUCUGGACCUCGUCCGAGGCCGAGCCUCCGGCUGCCGCCGGCGCUGCCGACGCGCCCCAGCAGGAGGAGCCGAAGCCGGAGGCGGCUGCGGAGGAGCCCAAGGCCGAAUAAGCGGCUGUAUUCAUGUUCCUGGUUUCUCGGUAGUGACUACCCCGGUUUAUCUUGGCAACUCCCCUGGCGGAAACGGUGUCUUUGGAGCGCGGACUGGAGAUCCCUCGUACCUUUGCAUGCUUAAGGCAGAUACACAGGAAGACUUGGUGGGCGGUUUAUUGCGGCAGUUGAGGGCUAGAUUGCGGCUUUGUGGAGGGGGCCUUUUUCCUUUCUCAGACUGCCUGCUUCUUAGACUCCUGACUCGCGAAGAUCGUCCGGACCAGAAAAUAAACCCCGUUCACACA